ACUCCUACAAAGUUCGCCCUAAUCUCUCCUAUAUUGGUUGCUUGGUGGUUGUUGCGUAUUGAAAUGAAUUACAAACUGUCGGGUGCCUAUGAUAAUUAGGGGUAUCUGAAUCAUAGUACAAACUAGGAAUCACAGAAAUAACGCCAUUGAAUAAUGAAGUACUAGAUAAGCACAAACGAAUGUACUAUAUUUGGAAUUCAAAACCAAGCAUUCAACAAGUACAAAGGAAUCGUCAGUUCAUACAAACACCACAGUGCCUCAAGAAGUAACUGUUCCUGUCAUUUGACAGGACAAUAUAUAUGCCAAAUCAACAUUCGUCUGCUAUACAUGGCUCCAAAUGUAAAAAGUUCACGGUCACUUUUGGUAGUGUGGUCGGAUCGUUCUUAUCGUGAAAGUGGGAUAAUGAACCAUGGAAAAUAAUGUAUAGGUUUAUUCGUUCGUCUUUGAGCCGUACUUUUUGUAUGAUAGCCUACUCUACUAAACUGCUCAAAGAGAACUAGUGGAAGUAGGAUAUAGAUCCGUUACCUGUAAUAUCCUUUCCAUUCAAUCGACACUGUUUCUUUCUACUAAAUAUAUUGAGAUAUAAAAACAUUUCGCCUUGAAACUUUCAUAGACGGAAGGAAAAUCUAUGCUAACACCAAAAGAUGGCUGUAUUUUUUGCUCCAUUGCUUACGGAAAGACAAAUCAAACAGUCUGUUUCGAAACCAAUGAUUUAGUGAUAUUUCAUGAUCACUUACCGAAAGCUCAGUAUCACUUUCAAUGUGUUCCUAAAAAGCACAUAAGGAACGCUAAAUAUUUGACUCACGAAGAUAUACCACUAGUUAUGGAUAUGAUGAAUUGCGGAAAGAAUUAUCUCACUGGUCAAUUGAAAUUGGACCCAGACGAUUUUCUGUUUGGAUUUCAUUGGCCACCAUUCAAUAGUGUCCAUCAUCUACACAUGCACAUCCUUGGACCUAAACAACUUAUGAGUUUUAAUCUAAUGUUUGAUCCGCGGUUUCAUAUUUUCCGAAAGGUUGAGAGAGUUUUGGACGAUUUAAAAAAGCUCAAAAUUGAAAGGAAGAAGUGAAAUAGGUCAACCUUAAGCAGUCCAAUGAAUAACUCAAUAUUUAGUUGGCUUCGUUUACGUGCUUUCAUAUUUUCUUUUCUAUUUUGCCGAUCAUCAAAUCAAUGUAGAUAGUUCUUUUUUACCGUGCUUUCGAAUCAUGUAAUUUGAUAUACAGUCUACUAUUUCUCAGAACAAUCUUAAAAGCCGUUGUGAUAUUGUUUCGACAGAAAGUAUGUUUUCAUUAUUUUAUCAGAUGCGAUUCUCAAUGAAUUAUAUUUUCUAUGAUAUCUUUAUCAUAACUUUUUCAUAGUGUGUUCAGGUACGAUUUUCAUUUAAUAUUCUGCAGGUCGGAAACCCAUAAGAAAUGAUUUUUAUUUAUUUAAGCAAACACAUGAACAUUGGUACAGGGAGGCACCAAAUGUUUAUGUGCCGCACUUCGUCAUUCGACUUGUGUAAGGGCUUGAAUAUUGUUUAAACUGAAGCAGGUGGUUUUCUCAGGUCACUUCCCCAGCCUUUGACCUAGAGGUCUAAUCCACAAAGCAGUGGGGAAACGUUAAGACAUGCAGUCCCACGGUCGCUGGUGAUCCAAAAUAGUUUCAUACGCCAGUUUCCGUCCAGGGAUCCUUGAGUCUAUAUGCACCACAGGUUUGGAAUCAGGGUUCCCCAAAUCCCCCAGAUGGAUCCUCCGUAUCCGUUAACACGAGUUUGCUCAUACCCUGCUAUACACAACCAUUUCACCAGAUUUUUGGGAAUAAAGACGGCUACUAUUACAAUAUGAAAUGUUGGACUACAGUACGAGAAAAAAGAUAAAUUCUUCAACCCUACUGAGCAAUGACGGUAUCGAAGAUUCUAUCCUGGGUGACCGUUGUUUCUUGUUCAUUCGCACUUAAGAAAAACGAAGUUGUGAGGUUGUAGACGAAGAAGUAAUGGCCGAAUGAGACUGGGAUCAGUCGUCCCAUCAUUACCCUCCAGUUAGAGCUCUAGAGAUUGUGCAAUGCAGUGGUUUCAGAUGUGUAGCCCUGACUGUCAGGCUUAAUCUUUGGUCGCUUUGUCAAUUUUCAACUGAACUGUAUCCCUUACUGAAUACUGUUUCUGUUCAUCUAUUAAUGGAAACAAUUAGUCGCUUUGAUUUUUUCGUACAAUGUCUUAACAAGCGCUAAUGAGGUGUGGCAACUUGGACCGAUGCAUAUGUGUGCCUGGUCCUACGUUGUAGCGGACUGAAUUAACAAGUAUAUAUAUGGUCAGGUUGUUCGAAAUGUAUUGCAGGGACCUAAUUCUGAUAACCUUUGUACUCUGACCGCGUUGUCCAUAAUUUUAAAGAGAGCAAGAACAAAGAUUGGUGCAGAAUAAUAUGAAUUCAUUUUAUUUCGUUAGGUUCUCAUCAGCUGCUUACAACCUAAAUUAUUUGAAAAUUCAACAUUAAUACAGAUAUUGACAUAUUUAUAUAUAAGAGUGUGAUUAAGGAUCAAUACAUGUGUAUGAUGAUGUAGCAAG
Messenger RNA from Schistosoma guineensis, 2539 nucleotides. Lineage: Eukaryota; Metazoa; Platyhelminthes; Trematoda; Strigeidida; Schistosomatidae. The record is from the annotation of a GenBank genome assembly.